AAACUGGACUGAAUUCAAAAUGGUCAGAAGAACAGCGGCCCUUGAGGAGAACCAUUGCAUCAUGACCCCAGACAAAGAGCCUGUUGUCACAAACCUUUGGUUUUUUUGUAUCGUGAUCUUAAUAGUCGGAAUCAUAGUCCAGGUCUCUGGUGAAAAUGAACUUAGAGUAGACAUGUCAAAAAUAGGCCUGACGCAUGUUCCGAAAGACCUGUCACCAAGAACUGAAGUCUUAGACAUAUCUCAAAACUACAUAUCUGAGCUUCAGAUCUCUGACUUCAGCUUCUUGUCGGGGCUGAAAGUUUUGCGACUUUACCAUAAUAGAAUCCAGAGACUUGAUUUUAGUGUUUUCAAGUUCAACCGCUACCUGGAAUAUUUGGAUUUAUCUCACAAUCAGUUGCAAAAGAUAUCCUGCUACCCUGUGGUGGGUGUCAAACAUUUAGAUCUCUCAUUCAAUGACUUUGAUGCUCUGCCCAUCUGUACAGAAUUUGGCAACUUGACACAACUGAAUUUCUUGGGAUUAAGUGCCGCAAAGUUCCAGCCAUUAGAUCUGCUACCAAUUGCUCACUUGCAUCUAAAUUACAUUCUUCUGGAUUUAGGAGGUUAUUACGUGAAAGAAAAUGAGGCAGAAAGUCUUCAAAUUCUGAACACAAAAUCACUUCAUUUUGUUUUCCACCCAGAGAGUUUAUUUUCUGUCCAAGUGAACAUAUCAGUUAAUACUUUAGGGUGCUUACAGCUGACAAAUAUUAAAUUGAAUGAUGAGAACUGUCAAGUCUUAAUUAACUUUUUAUUGGAACUCAUUAGAGGCCCAACCUUACUGAACUUUACUCUCAACCACAUGGAAACAACUUGGAAAUGCUUGGUUAGAGUUUUUCAGUUCCUUUGGCCCAAACCUGUGGAAUAUCUCAAUAUUUACAAUUUAACAAUAGUCGAAAGCAUUAAUGAAGAAGAUUUUGCUUAUUCUGAAACAGCACUGAAAGCAUUAAAAAUAGAACAUAUUAAAAACCAAGUUUUUAUCUUCUCACAGACAGCGUUGUACACAGUGUUUUCUGAGAUGAACAUUAUGAUGUUAACCAUAUCAGACACACCUUUUAUUCAUAUGCUUUGUCCUCAAGCACCAAGCACAUUUAAAUUUUUGAACUUUACCCAGAAUGUGUUCACAGAUAGUGUUUUUCAAAACUGUUCCACUUUAGUGCAAUUGGAGACACUUAUCUUGCAAAAAAAUGGAUUAAAAAACCUUUGUAAAGUAUCUCUCAUGACAAAGAAUAUGCCGUCCUUGGAAUUCCUGGAUGUUAGCUUGAAUUCUCUGGAAUCUCAUAGACUUGAGGAAAAUUGCACUUGGGUUGAAAGUAUAGUGGUAUUAAAUAUGUCUUCAAAUAUACUUACUGACUCAGUUUUCAGCUGUUUGCCUCCCAAGGUCAGGGUACUUGAUCUUCACAAUAACAGAAUCAUGAACAUCCCUAAAGAUGUCACCCAUCUGGAAGCUUUGCAAGAACUCAACGUAGCAUUCAAUUCUUUAGCUGACCUUCCCGGAUGUGGUACCUUCAGCAGCCUCUCUGUACUGAUCAUUGACCAUAAUUCUAUUUCCCACCCAUCAGCUGAUUUCUUCCAGAGCUGCCAGAAGAUGAAGUCAAUACAAGCAGGGAGCAACCCAUUCCAAUGCACAUGUGAGCUCAGAGACUUCAUCCAACAUAUAGGCCAACUACCAAGUGAAGUGGUAGAGGGCUGGCCUGAUGCUUAUAAGUGUGACUACCCAGAAAGCUAUAAGGGAACCCCACUAAAGGACUUCCAUGUGUCUCCAUUAUCCUGUAACACAGGUCUGCUGAUUGUCACCAUUGGGGUCGUGGUGCUGGUGUUAGCUGGUUCUGUGACCUUCUUCUGCCUCUACUUGGAUCUGCCCUGGUAUCUCAGGAUGGUGUGUCAGUGGGCCAAGACUCGGCACAGAACUAGGAACAUCCCCUUGGAAGAACUCCAAAGAAAUCUUCAGUUCCAUGCUUUUAUUUCAUACAGUGAACAUGAUUCUGCCUGGGUUAAAAAUGAACUAGUACCCUGCCUAGAAAAAGAAGAUAUCCGGAUCUGUCUCCAUGAAAGAAACUUUGUUCCUGGCAAGAGCAUUGUGGAAAAUAUCAUAAAUUGCAUUGAGAAGAGCUACAAGUCCAUCUUUGUUUUGUCCCCCAACUUUGUCCAGAGUGAGUGGUGCCAUUAUGAGCUGUACUUUGCCCACCACAAUCUCUUCCAUGAAGGGUCUGAAAACUUACUCCUGAUCUUACUGGAACCCAUCCCACCCAAUAGCAUUCCCAACAAGUAUCACAAGCUGAGGGCUCUCAUGACACAGCGCACUUACUUGGAAUGGCCCUUGGAGAAGAGCAAACAGGGACUUUUUUGGGCUAACAUCAGAGCUGCUUUUAAUAUGAACUUAACACUAGUCAAUGAAAACAAUGAUGUGAAAACUUAAAGUCAGGAAAUCCCAAUUAACACCAUUAUCUUGAACUCUGAUGAAUAUCAUUUCUAGCUCCUAUCUGGGGCUGCUUCCAUAUCCACCAUGUCUUUGGGGAAGAUACAAUGGAAACCUUGUUUCAACUGAGUUGGGGAAUUAGGUUUGGGGUGGGGAUAAAGGUGAUGCUCAUUUUGCCAAUUAGAGAAAUCUUAGUAUCUUCCUGUUUACUCUCCGUUUUCACAUUGAAACAGUCUUUUUUGAGUAAAUUCUCAUUCAGGGAUCUUUCUUCCCCACUCUCCUUUCCCAAAUGAAAGAGGGAAAGGAGACUUUGUGACUUCAUGUCAUCAAGAAAAGAGGUGGCCUCAGAACUGUAUGCACUGGUCCUUGGAGCCUCCUCUGAAUCCUCAUUGGACUCUGGUUUUAUUAGGACCCUUGACAACCCAGCUGGAGACUGCAUUUCCCAGCAUUCCUUGUGGCUCCAUGUGGACAUGUGACUGAACUCUUAGCACUGGGAUGGAACUGGAACCUGUGUGCCUCUCUGUGCUAUGUCUCUAAGAAAGAUGAGCGUGGAUUCCUUUGUCAGUUCCACUGACAAAGGAAAGAUGAGUGUAGAAUUGGAUAAGCCAUCUAGAACUAGAGGUGAAAGUCACAUGUAGAUGUGCUCUUCAUUCUACCCACUUGUGCUGCCCAAGACAGCCUCGCCGCAGGUCUGGACUGCUCAGCUCUGUUGUGUGACAGAGAAGUAAACCUCCAUCUGUUGAAGCCACUUUGGAUUCCUCUGAUACAGCCUCUUAGAACAUAUACGGCCAUCUGCAGCACAGAGCCAUGGUACAGCUUUCUCUGAUUUCCUUCCUGUGUGGACCUAUUAUGAGAGAACAGUGUGCAAGUUCUACUCUGCAACCUGGAGCAAAGCAUCCAUCAAUGUGAGGCACCUGGAUCAGCCUGUGCUACUGCAAAGCCUCUUAACUGGCCUCCUCGCUCUUACUCUUGCCUCCCACAUUAGAGUGGGUUUUUUAAGAUGUAAAUUACAUUAGGCCAUUCCCUGCUUAAAGCCUUCUAGUGACCUCCCUUUGCAGUUGGAACAAGAGUCCAACUCCUCCCAGUGACCUGGGUUGCUAUCAUGAUCCGCCUGCUCACCUCUCUGCACUGUCCCCUUUACUUCUAAUCCAGCCCAGUUGCCUUCUGGCUGGUCCCCCAGUGCAUCACACUGGUUCCCCACUGUGUCACCAUUACACUUGGCCACACCACUUCCCCUGCUGAGAUUAGUCUCCCUGAACAGCUUGGCUUGUCCUCACCUUUCACAUCCCAAUGUCACCUCCAGUGGGGAGGGGGUGUGGGCUGCUCCCCCAUUCUAAAACAACCCGCCCCUAGUCCUUGUGGGGCACUUUCUCCUGUUGGUUUUCAUCACAGCACAUCAUUCUGCAGUUAUCUUGUUUACUUGUUUACCUGUUUAUUCGGUUUCUCCUCCACUGAAAUGCAAGCCGCAGUUAAAUGGGACCCUUCUCAAUGCGUUCCCCGCUUCUCCCUGGUGCUGAGUGGACAGUUCAUCGUCCAUGGUAGAUACACGGUCAAAACUUGGAUGAAGGCGUCUCCCUGACUGGCCACAACAUCUUUGAAGCCCUCAAUGCAGAGGUGGCUGUGCUGGAGCACAGCAGGGGCGGCCCUGGUGGAGUCCAUGCUGAGCUGCCCUGCUAGCGGGCUGGUCUCUCAGGCUGCUAGGAGAGCUGCCCUUGGUCUUGGAUACCUUUGUCUCUGUUUGGGUGUCCCCAUGCUUGUCUCCACUGGCCACUUGUUAGGUGAGAGGACCCCGGGUGUCACCUGAUGUUGGGCCUUCCUGCAGAGACCGGGCGAGCCUUUCCCCAGUGCAGCCCCCACACCCAGCAGCCCCUUCUGCCUGCGUGGAGCAAGCCCUUCUGUUGAGACAGUUGUGAAGGUUACUCGGAUUUGAUCAGUACAUAUGCUGUGCACCUGUGUAGAAAUAUCACACUGCACCUCUUAAAUAUACACCAUCAUUUCAUGUCAAUCAAAAUUUUAAUAAAUGUAUAUUUCAGCA
Molecule: messenger RNA, 4487 nt
Organism: Marmota flaviventris (yellow-bellied marmot)
Lineage: Eukaryota; Metazoa; Chordata; Mammalia; Rodentia; Sciuridae
Gene: Tlr6
Product: toll like receptor 6
Biological process (GO): cellular response to diacyl bacterial lipopeptide; toll-like receptor signaling pathway; inflammatory response
Cellular component (GO): plasma membrane; Toll-like receptor 2-Toll-like receptor 6 protein complex
Molecular function (GO): lipopeptide binding; Toll-like receptor 2 binding; transmembrane signaling receptor activity
Source: RefSeq, a predicted model, not a curated record